AUGCAAGAAAUUAAUUAUGAAUACAAUGAAGAAUUUUUUAGAGAUGAAGAUGAACUUGAAAUUUUGAUUAAUCAGUUACCUGAAAAUGUUUAUUUAAGUGCCUCUAAAUACAUUUGUAUUGAAGAUACAGUUGCUGUGAGAAGUCUUACAGAUGAUGAUAUAUUGGAAAUAGUAGCUAAUAAUGCUAAGAAUGAAGUUGAGCAACCUAUUAGUGAGAUAAAAGAAAAGGUAAAUUAUACUAAAGCAGAGAUAGCAGUUGACACAGUUUUGAGAUUCUUAUAUAAACAAGAAGAAAAGUUUGGCAAAGUUGAAGAAGAGACAAAAAUUUUAAGAAAAUUAUAUAGAAAAGUUAGAUUAUUCUGUGUAAAAAAUCUUAAGCAAUUAGAUCUUUAUUAUUUUAUAUCUGAAUAA
Cetraspora pellucida is the source of this 411-nucleotide messenger RNA. The record is from the annotation of a GenBank genome assembly. NCBI's taxonomy places the organism in Eukaryota, Fungi, Glomeromycota, Glomeromycetes, Diversisporales, Gigasporaceae.